AGAUCUUCCCAAUCUCACAAAUUCAUGGAAGAGACUCGUCAAACCGCACACAACAAGAUCCAUCGACAUUUUCUCCUCUUUCUUCGUUGAUUUCAUCCCCUAUCUUCCUUCCUGCUCAUUAAGGCUGCAGCAUGCCGAUAUCUAAAGCAUGCAGCGAUUCUCUAACUUGAUUCCAGGAUGGGCCUGGGCUUUCCAAGCGCUCUCACGUUUUUGAAUAAUAAGAAAAAAAGUUGUUCCAGCCGAUACUAUGAGAAAGAAUUUCAGUUUCACUUCCACUCAAAUCCAAAAAAGGGGUUCGAGUUCUAAAUUGAUGGGAGAUGAGGGCCAAAGGUACAGUGUGGAUGAUGCACUUGCAGCAGUUGGGUUCGGGAAAUUCCAAAUUCUAGUGCUUGCGUAUGCAGGGAUGGGCUGGAUUUCAGAAGCCAUGGAGAUGAUGCUUCUUUCAUUUGUUGGACCCGCACUCCAGUCAGCAUGGAAUCUUUCUUCUCAUCAAGAGAGCAUGAUAACUAGCGUUGUCUUUGCUGGCAUGUUGGUUGGCGCUUAUUCAUGGGGCGUUGUUUCAGAUAAGCAUGGAAGGAGGAAUGGAUUCCUUAUUACGGCAACGGUUACUUGUGUGGCUGGUUUGCUGAGUUCUUUAGCUCCUAAUUAUAUUUGUUUGAUUAUUCUACGCUGCCUCGUUGGUAUCGGUCUGGGAGGCGGGCCUGUACUCUCUUCUUGGUUUUUAGAGUUCAUCCCCGCUCCAAGCAGAGGCACUUGGAUGGUCGUGUUUUCUGCCUUUUGGACUGUCGGAACUAUUUUUGAAGCCUCCGUUGCAUGGUUUGUGAUGCCAACGUUGGGAUGGAGAUGGUUACUUGCGUUCUCAUCUCUUCCUUCAUCGCUGCUACUUAUUUUCUACCGGGUAGUCCCAGAAUCUCCUAGAUAUCUAUGCUUAAAAGGGAGGAUAACCGAAGCGCGUAUAAUCUUGGAGAAAGUUGCAAAAGUUAACGGGCAGCCACUUCCCGAGGGAGUUCUUGUUUCCGAUCACGAAAUCCAGUUGAACGAAAAGCCAACUGAAGCAGAAGAGGCACACUUACUCUCCUCCCCCAACGGUGAAACCGUUGAGCAUGGUACAAAACAAAAUGGCUCAACAAUGGCUAUGCUCUUUUCGCCUGAACUGAUCAAGCCCACACUGCUUUUAUGGGUCGUCUUCUUUGGGAACGCUUUCUCGUAUUAUGGUCUUGUUCUUCUAACCACCGAGUUGCAUAAUGGUCGAAACAGCUGUGUACCCGCUCAUUUGCAACCUAAACAUCAGGAGCUUAGCUAUAAAGACAUUUUCAUCACUAGUUUUGCAGAGUUCCCGGGGCUGCUUAUAUCGGCGUUUACAAUCGACAAGCUUGGUCGUAAGCUCUCGAUGUCAAUAAUGUUCUUCCUCUGCUGUCUUUUCUUGCUCCCAUUGGUAUCCCAUCAACCUCAAACCGUCACAACCGCUCUUCUAUUUUUGGCUCGGAUAUGCAUCACCACAACGUUCACAGUGGUCUACAUAUACGCCCCAGAGAUAUACCCGACAUCAGUGAGAACGACGGGUGUUGGUGUUGGCAGCUCGGUGGGACGAAUUGGCGGAAUGAUAUGUCCUCUGGUGGCGGUCGGUUUGAUACAUGGAUGUCAUCAAACUGCAGCCAUCUUAUUAUUUGAGUUUGUUAUUUUUUCUUCAGGUGUAUGUGUACUGCUUUUUCCGUUUGAAACAAGCGGUCGUGAUCUCACUGAUCAUGCUACUACUGUUCCUGAAAAGGCGAGUACGAUAACUACAGCGUGAAAGACGGGUUAUUUCCACCAUCGGGUGAUCGGUUGAGGUGUAGUAGAAUGAGUGUUUUGGCACAUCUUCAUGGAAGAUGUUAAAUUAGUUUACAUAUAUUAUAUAUGGUAGCUAGGAAAAGGAACUCUAUGGAACACAUACAAUGGUCAUAGUUGUAAUUAAGAGGGGAUAUGUUUGUAGUUUACAUUGAUAUAUUAUUUCAUGUAUGAAUAAGAAAUUCUUUUUAGCAUUC
This is a messenger RNA of Helianthus annuus (common sunflower), 2024 nucleotides long. RefSeq names its product organic cation/carnitine transporter 7. Gene Ontology annotation, cellular component: membrane. Lineage: Eukaryota; Viridiplantae; Streptophyta; Magnoliopsida; Asterales; Asteraceae. The transcript is spliced from 7 exons. Gene Ontology annotation, biological process: transmembrane transport. Gene Ontology annotation, molecular function: transmembrane transporter activity. The record is from RefSeq and is a predicted model, not a curated record. Bases 248 to 1792 code for a protein of 514 amino acids.